This is a messenger RNA of Gasterosteus aculeatus aculeatus (three-spined stickleback), 1776 nucleotides long. RefSeq names its product anthrax toxin receptor 2. Lineage: Eukaryota; Metazoa; Chordata; Actinopteri; Perciformes; Gasterosteidae. Gene Ontology annotation, cellular component: plasma membrane; cell surface. The record is from RefSeq and is a predicted model, not a curated record. Gene Ontology annotation, molecular function: transmembrane signaling receptor activity.
GCCCCGCCCCGUUCAUUGCAUUAUCACAGCCAAGGAGCGCACGAACCCACGGACCCACCCAGCAGGGAUCCAACAUCCGAACCCGCCGGGCUCAUGCUGACCACGGGGUAAAAAAAACAACAACCCCACAGCUGCUCAUUUGGGGAUUUUUGUUGUUGUUGAACAAACACACUUCUGAUAUGAAACGCACGGAUUAUGGAUUUAAUACGCAUAUGUUCCCAAAUCCUACUUUGCCUAAGUUUCUGCGUUAGAGCAUCAUUGAGUGAUGGCGAGGACGCUUCUUGUGAUGGAGCGUUUGAUAUUUAUUUCGUUUUGGACCGGUCCGGCAGUGUUUUUGGACACUGGGACGAGAUCUAUGGAUUUGUUGAGCAGCUCACCAGCAGGUUUGUCAGUCCCAGGAUGAGGGUUUCCUACAUAGUCUUUUCAGCCAAAGCAGUCGUAAUACUGCCUCUAACUGGAGACAGGUCAAAGAUAGACAAGGGUUUGGAGAAGCUGAGCCAAAUCAAACCUGCUGGUGAAACGUUCAUGCACGAAGGCAUGAAAGCGGUGUCAGAGCAGAUGAAGACACAGACCUCGCCGUCGUCCACCAUCAUCAUCGCUCUGACCGACGGCAAGCUGCAGGUGUUCCCCUAUGAACUGACCGUACAGGAGGCGGACAAAGUCAGAGGGUUUGGGGCCCGAGUCUACUGUGUCGGGGUCAUGGACUUUGACCACAGACAGCUUGCUGACAUAGCAGACGGCACAGAGCAGGUCUUCCCGGUGCUGUCCGGGUUUCAUGCCCUGAAAGACAUCGUGAACUCGAUCCUGAAGCAGACGUGCGCCGACGUCUUCACAAUUGAGCCGUCGAGCGUUUGUGUGAAUGAGUCCUUCAGCGUGGUGCUGCGGGGCAGCGGCUUCAGCGGAUCCAAGAGAACCAACAACGUGCUCUGCUCCCUCACCGUCGAUCAGAAGACACACGAACAGAAACCCAAAGUAGUUAGAGACGGCUAUCUGCUGUGUCCAGCGCCGGUUCUACAUGAGGUCGGACAAUCAGUCGAAGUGCUGGUGAGCCUGAACAACGGACAAUCCUACAUCUCCGGUCCCAUUACCAUCCGUGCUACAGCGUGUUCAGAUGGGACCUGGGUGCUCUGGUUGCUGUUGGCUCUCUUGCUGCUUCUAGCUCUGGCUUUCUUCUGGUGGUUCUGGCCUCUCUGCUGCACCGUGGUUAUCAGAGACCCGCCCCCGUCUCGGCCGCCACCGCCACCGCCACCUCCUGUCAAUGAGCCAGAAGAAGAUCCCUCAGCCAAACACCAGUGGCCCACAGUGGACGCUUCCUACUAUGGUGGCAGAGGUGCUGGAGGAAUCAAGCGCAUGGAGGUGCGCUGGGGCCAGAUGGGGUCCACAGAGGAAGGCUCCCGGCUUGAGAAAGCCAAAAACGCAGUGGUCACAAUGCCGGAGGGAGUCGAGGAGCCCAUCUUGUCUAAACCCCCGCCGAGACCUCCUCCAGUCUACACGCCGCCACCACGGCCCAAAUGGUACACUCCCAUCAAGGGCCGUUUUGAUGCGCUGCAGGCGUUAAUGAGGAGACAGUACGACAGAGUGGCGAUCAUGAGGCCGACGCCUCGCGACAAGGGACGCUGUAUUAACUUCACCAGAGUUCAGCGUCACUGAUGUCUGACCACGAGGAUCAACACAUUUCGCUUCUUUGCAGUUUUUGGCCUAAGAUUAAUGCCACGUACACUCAAGAGACGAUUGUUCUUAUCCAACAUGUAUUGUAAAUAAACGUCUUUACGUAUA